Messenger RNA from Cololabis saira (Pacific saury), 1400 nucleotides. RefSeq names its product aldo-keto reductase family 7, member A3 (aflatoxin aldehyde reductase) (gene akr7a3). NCBI's taxonomy places the organism in Eukaryota, Metazoa, Chordata, Actinopteri, Beloniformes, Belonidae. Bases 85 to 1149 code for a protein of 354 amino acids. The transcript has 7 exons. The record is from RefSeq and is a predicted model, not a curated record.
UAAUCCAGUAAAGUCAUUUUACCACGCUCCCUUUUUUACAACGCGACCUUUGAACCUGUCGUAAACUCACUGCCGUAUUAUAUCAUGUUGCCGAUAAAAACAGGCGGCCUCUGCAGACUCCUACAGGCUUGCAAAUCUAAAGACGUAUUCUUACACUUGCCGGCGUUUGUGGUUUGUAGAAACAUGUCUAAACGACCGGAGACUUUGUUGGGAACCAUGGCGUUUGGAGGGCGAGCUGACGGCGAGCAGAGCCGAGCCCUGGUGAGCGCGUUCCGGGAGAGAGGACACGCUCACCUGGACACAGCCUUCAUGUACAUGGACGGACAGUCCGAGACCAUCAUAGGCGGCAUGGCCCUGCCCAAAACAGUAACAAUAGCUACCAAGGCCAAUCCCUGGGAUGGAAAGACGCUGAAGCCGGACAGCGUGCGCUCCCAGCUGGAAACGUCCCUGCAGAGGCUGCAGACCGACAGCGUGCACCUCUUCUACCUCCACGCCCCAGAUCACCAAAACCCCAUCCAGGAUACUUUGAGGGCUUGCAAUGAACUCCACAAAGAGGGAAAAUUCAAGGAGUUUGGGCUGUCGAACUAUGCAUCAUGGGAAGUGGCGGAAAUUGUUAGUAUUUGCAGACACAACAACUGGAUUGUUCCCACAGUGUAUCAGGGGAUGUACAAUGCCACUACAAGACAGGUGGAAACUGAGCUGCUGCCAUGCCUGAGAAACUAUGGGAUUAGGUUCUACGCGUACAAUCCUCUGGCAGGUGGCCUUCUGACAGGAAAGUACCACUACGAAGACAAAGAUGCUUCUAAGCCUGCGGGACGAUUCUUUGGUAACAACUGGGCUGCAGCAUACAGGGACAGAUACUGGAAGAAGAGUCAUUUUGAUGCCAUAGAUCUGGUUCUCAAGGCCUUGGAGACAGCGUAUGGCUCAGAGAAACCGUCCCUGACCUCUGCUGCGAUGCGCUGGAUGUACCACCACUCCCAACUGAAGGGUGAUCUUGGGGAUGGAGUGAUCAUUGGCAUGUCAAACAUGGAGCAACUUCAGCAAAACCUGACAGCUGCAGAGGAGGGAACUCUGGACCAGAGAGUGGUCGACGCCUUCAAGGACGCCUGGAACCUUGUUGUCCACGAGUGCCCCAACUACUUCAGAUGAGGACGCUGUUCUCAAGACACUGUGAUCCAAAAACUUGCACUUUGUUCAUUGCAUUAAGAUUCUACAGAACAUAAUUUACUUUCCCUUAAUUUUUCAUGAUUUUUGACUGUUAUCAUGUUUACUUUCAAAAUGAUGAGCUGGAGAUCUGUGUGAAGAUGUUAAAGCAGUUCAUUGUAUAAAUGUAAAAAUAACAACGUAAUAUUUCAACACAAAGUAAUAAUCCCAGUCAAUAAAAUGCCUUUCUAACAUGA